AUGGAGCAGCUAUUUUUGACCUUCAGAGGACCUCCUGCCCUCUCGGAUUUUCGGUGUGCUGCCCUUGCCAGCAAAAUCGGAGCUUUGGGCGCUCGAGCUUUUGAAGUCUAUUACGUUGCCCUGAAAGAAAAAGUCACUCCAGAGGUUCAGUCUGCGCUCAACCGACUCCUGCUAGGAGAAGAUGUCGGUACUGGUACAGGAACAAAGCCAAUGGACUCUGGUGACCAACAGGUCACCUAUUACAUAACACCUAGAACCGGCACUAUUUCUCCAUGGAGUUCCAAAGCGACCAACAUUGCCCAUGUGUGCGGCUACGAAGACACCGUCAAGCGCAUUGAAAGGGGCCUGGUCAUGACUAUUACAUUCCACGCCAACCUGCCGCCUUUCCUGUCCUCUUUCGCCAAUGAGCUUCAUGAUCGGAUGACCGAGGAGCUAUCUGCCCAUCCUCCGGACUUGCAUGCUAUGUUCGCAGAGCAUGUCCCUGCUGCGGCCAAGCCAGUACCCAUCCAUGAGCACGGCACGGACGCCCGUAUGCUCCUCAACAAAGCUAACUUGGAGCUCGGUCUGGCAUUGGACGGCCCAGAAAUCGACUAUCUGAUUGAAUCUUUUUCACUGAGCGGACCGCUUGCGAGAAACCCUUACGACAUUGAGCUUUUCAUGUUCGCGCAGCUUAACUCUGAACAUUGCCGGCACAAACAGUUCAACGCCCAAUGGAUCAUUGACGGAGAGGUUAAACAACGAAGUCUCUUUGAAAUGAUCCGCAGUACGCAAGCCAAAAAUCCACAGUCGGUCAUUAGCGCGUAUAGUGACAACGCUGCCGUCAUGGAAGGUUUCAUGGGCAGCCAUCUAUCGGUAGACCCAGAGACUCACGAGUGGAACCAAGUUCCGGAGAUGGUCCACUAUCUGGCUAAGGUCGAAACUCAUAAUCAUCCGACUGCUGUUUCGCCAUACCCUGGUUCUGCUACUGGUUCCGGAGGAGAGAUUAGGGACGAGGGAUCGGUCGGACGCGGCUCCAAGCCCAAAAUGGGGCUCUGCGGCUUUGCAGUAUCAGACCUCCUGAUUCCGGGAUUUCAACAGCCGUGGGAAUGGGCGAUAGGAAAGCCUAAUCACAUUGCCAGCAGCUUGGACAUUAUGAUUGAAGCGCCUCUUGGCAGUUCGUACUUCAACAACGAAUUCGGAAGACCAUGCUUAACCGGAUAUUUCCGAACAUUACUCGCGCGACUACCACUCGAGGACAAUCAAAGCGAAAUGAGAGGUUAUCACAAACCUAUAAUGCUGGCUGGCGGCGUUGGAAACGUGCGACCGGAACUCGCCGUUAAGGAUCCCCGUCACGUCGCCUCUGGCUUCUGUGUAAUCGUUCUAGGGGGUCCUGCAAUGCUUAUUGGCCUUGGAGGCAGCGCCGCUUCCAGCGUCAGCAGUGGCGCCAGUUCCGUCGAUAUCGAUUUCGCCAGUGUCCAACGUGGGAAUGCCGAAGUUCAACGGCGUGUGCAGGAAGUCAUCAACGCCUGCAACGCUAUGGGACUGGCCUCGCCGAUCAAAUUGAUACAUGAUGUCGGUGGUGGCGGCUUAGCGAAUGCACUCCCUGAAAUAGUGCAUGACGCUGGGUUUGGAGCGACUUUCGAGCUGCGCGAGAUUGAUAAUGCGGACCGGGGCAUGAGCCCGAUGCAGAUCUGGUGCUGCGAGGCACAAGAACGCUACGUCGUGAUUGUGGAUCAAAAUGAUCUUCCGUUGAUAAAGCGCAUAGCGAAUCGGGAGCGGUGUGGAUACUCGGUCGUAGGAAAGGCGACUGUAUCAGAGAGUGGGGAGAAGAGACUGAUUUUGUUGGACCGCGAGUCGAUAGAUAUUCCAACACCGAUCGAUCUUCCGAUGUCCGUCCUAUUUGGCAAGCCGCCUAGAAUGACCAGAGUAGUGGACUCGAGGAGGUUGGCACUACCUCCUUUCGAAGCUAGUUUGACGACCUACAUUCCCGGCAUCCCAGUUGAAGGCGUUUUGGAAGAAGCGGUAUCCAGAGUACUUGCUUUACCCUGUGUUGGCUCCAAGUCAUUCCUCAUAACCAUUGGCGACCGGAGUGUGGGAGGUCUAGCGGUCAGAGACCAAAUGGUCGGCCCAUGGCAGGUACCUGUCGCCGAUGUGGCCGUAUCUGCCACCUCUCUCACAGCUGGAAUCAAGACUGGCGAAGCCAUGGCAAUGGGUGAGCGGCCAAUGUUGGCUUUGAUUUCACCUGCUGCUUCGGCUCGUAUGGCUGUUGCUGAGGCUCUACUCAAUCUCGCAGCGGCUGACUUGGUAGGACUCUCGCGUGUAUGUUGUUCGGCCAACUGGAUGGCAGCUACUUCCCAUCCAGGUGAAGGCGCUGCUCUCUAUGAGGCAGUCGCAGCAGUCGCAGCCGAUCUAUGUCCCAAGUUAGGCAUCAGCAUUCCAGUCGGAAAGGACUCGCUGUCUAUGAAGAUGAAGUGGACCGACGAGUCCAAGCAGAAAGAAGUUACUGCGCCUUUAUCUUUGGUCGUAUCGGCAUUCGGACCAACUCGAAAUAUCCAUCAUACCUGGACCCCGACAAUUCAGAGACCUGGAGACGUUGGAGAAACAGCCUUAUUUCUGAUUGACCUUGCAAAAAAUCGAAAAGCGCUAGGGGGUUCUGCAAUUGCGCAGGUAUUCAAUCAAAUAGGCAAUCUCGCUCCCGAUGUUCAUGACGCACAUCUUUUGAAGAGCUUCUUUGACGUCUUGGGCCAGCUUCGUGGUAUCGUUCUGGCCUACCAUGACAGGUCUGAUGGUGGACUUUUCACUACUCUUGCAGAGAUGAUGUUUGCAGGAAGAUGUGGACUGAAUAUCACCCUGGACGAAGUAUGCAACGCGGAAUACAUGGACACAAAGAGUAUUAUCGAAACGCUCUUCAACGAAGAACUCGGCGCGGUCUUUCAAGUACGUGAACGAGACCAGGUUGAAUUUUGCCACGCAAUCACGGAUGCUGGCUUCCCUGGGAGCCUGGUGAAGAAGAUAGGUUCUGUCUCGAAUACGCAGGAGCUUAUCAUCUCCCAUAAGUCCAACACGGUAUAUCGCAAUUUCCGUGCGACUCUCCAGCAACGCUGGGCCUCUACGUCGCAUCAGAUACAGCGACUCCGAGACAACCCUAUCUGCGCCGACAGCGAACAUGCUGCCAUCCUUGACUCUUCCGAUCCAGGCCUUUCGUACCAGCUUACCUUUAAUCCCAGAGAUCGCCCAGUACCGUUCCCGGCCUCCCGACCCCAAGUUGCAAUUCUUCGUGAGCAGGGUGUAAACGGACAUUCCGAAAUGGCCUUCGCUUUUCUAAAUGCUGGAUUCGCCGCCGUUGAUGUACAUAUGACAGAUCUGCUUGCUGGGCGUGCCCACCUCGCAAAUUUUGUUGGCUUGGCAGCAUGUGGCGGUUUCUCUUACGGCGACGUCCUCGGUGCUGGCCGCGGCUGGGCUGAAUCCGUACUCAGACAUCACUCCCUGCGCGAGCAGUUUCAAAACUUCUUUGCCCGCAGAGACACUUUCGCUCUCGGAGUCUGCAAUGGCUGUCAAUUUCUCACACGGCUCCGCCAACUCAUUCCUGGUGCAGAUGACUGGCCCAUAUUCACUCGAAAUCAGAGCGAGCAGUACGAAGCUCGUGUCUGCGAAGUUGAGGUUCUCGACCAUGGUUCACCAAGUGUCUUCCUGCACAGCAUGACUGGAUCCAAGCUUCCCAUCACGACGGCGCAUGCAGAAGGGUACGCACGCUGCCAAUCACCUGGUUCUGAAGAGGCUUUGCUGGAAGCGGGAACGGUUGCAGUCCGCUAUGUGGACAACUAUGGAAAGCCAACAGAAAAGUAUCCGGCCAACCCGAACGGGAGCCCGCUUGGCAUCGCCGGCGUCAGAACGAAGGAUGGCAAAGUCCUGGCGAUGAUGCCGCACCCAGAAAGAACGGUACUAGCUGGCGUAGCGAGCUGGAUACCGAGAGGGAAGACGGAAGAGUGGGGAAACUCGGGCCCUUGGGCACAACUGUUUUUCAACGCGCGACGCUGGGUGGGAUGA
Fonsecaea multimorphosa CBS 102226 is the source of this 4026-nucleotide messenger RNA. RefSeq lists its product as uncharacterized. Gene Ontology annotation, biological process: 'de novo' IMP biosynthetic process. Gene Ontology annotation, molecular function: phosphoribosylformylglycinamidine synthase activity. The record is from RefSeq and is a predicted model, not a curated record. Bases 1 to 4026 code for a protein of 1341 amino acids. NCBI's taxonomy places the organism in Eukaryota, Fungi, Ascomycota, Eurotiomycetes, Chaetothyriales, Herpotrichiellaceae. The transcript has a single exon.